Tachysurus fulvidraco (yellow catfish) is the source of this 2763-nucleotide messenger RNA. Its product is annotated as KN motif and ankyrin repeat domain-containing protein 2-like. Gene Ontology annotation, cellular component: cytoskeleton; cytoplasm. Lineage: Eukaryota; Metazoa; Chordata; Actinopteri; Siluriformes; Bagridae. The record is from RefSeq and is a predicted model, not a curated record. Gene Ontology annotation, molecular function: protein binding. Gene Ontology annotation, biological process: negative regulation of actin filament polymerization. Bases 191 to 2740 code for a protein of 849 amino acids. The transcript is spliced from 10 exons.
GUUUUUACAUCCCACCGACUCGGGCUGCUCGGUGAGCGUGACAGCUCAAGGGGUAGAACAUGCUCGACCAGAGUUAGACCGGAGCAUACGGUCAGGGGAGGAGGGGCAGUUGAUGCCAAACCUGUAAGAAGGACAGGUUAAACAAGGUAUGAAAAUUAUAUCUAAAAAAAAUAACUGAGGCCCCCAAACAAUGGACCCGCAGAAAGUGAAUGGCGUUUCUCUAAAAGAAAACGGAAGUCACAGAAGACCGCCCUCCUAUUCUGUUGAAACCCCCUACGGAUUUCAUCUAGACCUGGAUUUCGUUAAAUAUGUCGAGGACAUUGAAAAGGGCAACACCAUCAGACGGGUGCAGCUUCAGCGUAGACCCCGGGGGCGAAGCAUUGGCAACCUGUCACGUAACCUCAGCUUACCUGGGUACAGUUGCAGACCCUCUCAGUGGAACUCAACAAAUAUCUUAUUUCCCAGAACUCGACUCGCAGACUCCCAGCAGCCAUGUAGUGAUGGCGAAUCUGCUCGUAUCAGCAAGCCAUCAGAGUCUCCCUCAAACACCUCACAUGCAUUUGAUGAGCAGCUGCUGGGACCAUACGUGAGACCGAAUCUACUGCGAGCCUCCAGUUUACCCCUAACAGUGUUACUGAGAAAAUACUCCACUGAGGACCCGACCAGCCCCGACGGUUCGAGGGAUUUCCUCUCGCAAAACGGUUCCUCAGAGGACGUCUUCCACGGUCCCGGAGGAGUGAACGGAGGGACUUUUCAGCAGCUGACUGCAGCUCUACAGAGAGUCGGUGAGCUAGAAGAGCAGAUCAGGAUCAUACCAGAACUUAAAGCACAGAUAUGUAUCUUGCAGGAGGAGCGAGAGAGACUCCUGCACACGUUCCAAUCCAGACCGGACAACACUGUGACUUUGGACUUUCCUAGAAGCACGGUGAAGAUGGUGAAGAAGAAAAAUAAAGGAAACGAUGACUGGAUGGAUCGGGAGUAUGAUCAGCUGGAAGAGAACGUCAAGGCUUCCUCUGAGCAAGUCAAUGCCUUCAUGAUAACCACAGAAAAAAAAUUACAAGCAACUAAAACAGAUCCUGAAGCUGAGUCCCUCGUUGAGUCUUUGCAGAAGAAAAUCACAAUGCUAGAGCGGAAGCUUCAUGAACUCGAGUCUGAUCUGGAAAAGACAACAAAUCUUCUAAAGGAUCAGGAAAAGCAGAGUCAUUUCAAGGAUGAGAGAAUAACUGAGUUGACCAAACGACACGCAAAAGACAUCUGGGUUCGACCAGACAACGUGAGGAACACCCAGGACCUACAGAACAAGUCAGAACCGUUUGUGCAAUCGUACUCAUCUGAAUCUGAAUCAAGUAAAACUAACCAGGUGUUUAAACCCUGUGCAACAAGAGAACCUGCAGGAUCACAAGCAGACAUGGAGGGCCAUGUGAAAAAAGUCAGAGAGCUCCUUCAGGAGCAGUGGGAGUGUCUAUGCAGAGACAAAGAAUCAGGACAAGGUCAGUCAUCUGAACAUCUACCACCACGAGUCUGCUUCAUCCAAACACAGCUGGUCUCUUUAGUCAACCUCCUUACACUCUAUAUAUCACCUGUAGGAGACGCUCAACUAUCAGCUCAGGAGUCCACGAUGGAGGACCAAAUAUCUGUGGUGAAGGGAGGGGAAUUUCCUAAACCAGACAAUGGAAAAGAUUGCGCUUCUGGUGAAGUAGAGGAGGACAACAAAAGGCUUAAGGAGAAGAGGGUUAAUCAAAAGAGUUCCCAAACUGAAGAGCUGCCAGGUUCUACACUGUACACCAGAACACGAGAGCUUAUAGGAGAAAGUGGCGCAGAGGCCUCACGCUUGAGAGUGGCUGAAGGACAUCACGACGAGCUGGACAGGAUGCGUGAAGCUCAACAUGCGGAAUUUCAGGCGGUAGGAAAAGAGGAGAAGCAGAAUGGCAGAAGUUCAGGAGCUGAAUCAGAAGAAGCAUUACAUGGUGAAGGUGGAAGGGGAGUAGUGACUGACUUCAUGAGUGCGUGUCACUUCUUAGAGAAGCACAUGGAUGAAGUUUCUGAACCAAAUGAUGAAAUGAGGCAGGCUCUGACUGCGGUGUUCCAGCAGUGGUUCCACGUGUGUGCUGAGGAGAACUCGUGCACUGACAAGGUCGCUCUGUACAUUAAUGAAGUGGCCACAGAAACCCCUGCUGUGCUGCAGUUCCUGGUCAACAUGAUGGAUGAUAAUGGAAACACUGCCCUACAUUACAGCGUGUCCCACUCCAACUUCAGCAUUGUGAAGCUCCUCUUGGACACGGGUGUGUGUGAUGUGGACCUGAAGAACAAGACCGGGUACACAGCAGUCAUGUUGGCGUGUCUCCAGCCGCUGGACACUGAUACGGAUAUAAAGGUGGUCCAGCAGCUGAUGGAGUUAGGUGAUGUUAACACUCGCGCAGGGCAGGUGGGUCAGACAGCUCUCCACCUGGCGGUCAGACACGGCCGAGCGUCCACGGUGAAACUCCUCCUGGCUCAUGGAGCCAACGUUAACACUCAGGAUCAAGCAGGAACCACGGCUCUGAUCAGCGCCUGCGACCGCGGACACGCCGACAUCGUCCGAAUUCUUCUGCAGGAUCCUGACUGUGAUGUCAACCUCACAGAUAAGGGAGGUCGCAGCGCUCUGUCUCUGGCCACACAGGCAUCACACACAGAGAUUGCGGACCUGCUGAAGGCUCGGACCACCGGCACUAAAACCCACGACAAAUGUAAGAUGGCUUAGAGAUGACAACUGGAUGCUAGAAC